CGCGCGGUACACACCUCACCGAGUGAAGCUGGAAAACGGUUUCCUUUCCCUCCCAAACAUUUCCCCAGCAGUCUGCAUGUGUGAGGAAUGCAAACUAUUCGAGGUGGCUUCGCAUUAUCAGCGGAAUGACGCAAUAACUUUGGCGCUGGUCUGAAGUUUUGGAAGUUUCCUCCAGUCCGCGUGAGUGAGUAGUGUAUGCGCGCGCACGGACGCACGGACGCACGCACACACGCAAAUACGCAAAUACCGGGACCCGGACAAAGCAGAAACGCGCGCAGCCAAACCCGGACCUGCAACUGGAUCUAAUCACUCCACACCGCUCCUCGUGCGCUAUGUAAAAAAAAAAAAAAAAAAAAAAAAGAAAGAAAAAGUAAAAAAAGUUGCGUGAAUUGGAAUCAUUUAAAGCCCGAGAGCGAGGCACCUCGCACGCGCAUGAGGUCGGCGGCGGUGAUCUGGCGGGCCGCGCGCCUGCUCGCUCUCUCGCUCGUGUGUUUGCCGCUGGUCGGUGCGCGCGGUGCUCAGGUGCGAGCCGCCACUUCGCCGCGCGCGACAAACACGCGCCGAGAAGAUUUGUUCUGCCAGGAGAAGGUCGUCAUGGUGACAGCAGGUGGCCAGAUCCAGAGCCCACGGUACCCAAACGCCUACCCGCGCAACCUCCUGCUGACGUGGAAACUGCUGGCCCCGCCCUUCACACGUGUUUUCCUGGAGUUUGAUGGGAGGUUUGGUUUGGAGGAGCCUGAGAACAACAUGUGCAGACAUGAUUUUGUGGAGGUUGAUGACAUUUCGGAAAGCGGCACCAUCACUUGGGGUCCAUGGUGUGGACGGAAAGCCCCGAGUCCCAUCACAUCCAAAAACAACAUGAUCAGUAUCACGUUCAAAUCUGAUGACUUCUUUGUCGCCAAGCCGGGAUUCAAACUCUGCUACUCCCUGCUGGUUGAUGCUCCUCCGUCUUAUUUGAAUAACUUAGAGACUGUCACAGCUGUGUCGGAGGAUGUGUCUGUCUCUAAUGCUCCAUUAUCAGCUGAUGCUUUGGAUGAUAUCAUUGCGGGGUUCAGUACAGUGGAGGAGGUUUUUAGACACCUGAACCCGAACACCUGGAGACAGGACCUGAACUCUAUCUACACACAUACGCAUACAUACCAGUACAUACCGCGGAGCUACUCUGCCAACCGUGCAAACAAACUUGAUCUGGAUCGUAUGUACGAGGAGGUGAGGCUGUACAGCUGCACACCACGUAACUUUUCCAUAAAUCUGCGGGAGGAACUGAAGGCCACCAAUGCAGUGUUUUUCCCACGAUGCCUCUUGGUGAAGCGCUGUGGCGGGAACUGUGCCUGUGGGACAGAGCAUUGGAACUCCUGCACCUGUAGCCCUGCCAAAACAGUCAGCAAACUUCAUGAGGUGCUGAAGUUCUCUCCAGGACAAAAUUUCUACAAAAAGAAAACCAGAGCACGCUGGGUUCUCGAGGAAAUCAACCUACAGCAUCAUGAGCAAUGCGAGUGUGUGUGUCACUCACGGCCACCUCGAUGAGAGACACACAUACACUCAUAUACACACACACACACACACACACACACACACACAGACACACACAUCCACUCAGUAUUUCAAACUUUAACUGAUGUAGCUAAUGUAUCUUUCUCUGUAUGUCUGUACUUUUGUAGUUUUUAUCCGUCUUCACACACACUAUUAUUUAUUUCUGUUUUAUGUUUAUUUUCUUGCAAACAAAGAAAAUGGGACAAAGCCGAUCUAAGACUGUUCCUACUUUUUCCUCACACACAGACACACACACACACACACACACACACAUUCCAGUCAUCUCCCUGGUUCAGGAAGAUGAAAGUAAAGGCCAGAGGUGUGUGUUUUCACUGGUUAUCCAAAACAGUACAUUCCCCUCAUACCAGCCCUUCCUCACACACAAACACACACACACACAUACACGCACACUGCGGAAAGUAUGAUUGGUGUAGCUCUGUUUGUGAGAUUUUGGGUUCCAUUUUGGUUAAACCCCACACUCAGAUUCAAAUAUUUUCUGUUUCAUUUGUCUUAAAAACACAUAAUAAACAGAUUUUCAAGGUUCAGCAUUCA
Pangasianodon hypophthalmus (striped catfish) is the source of this 2085-nucleotide messenger RNA. It is a transcript of the gene pdgfd, whose product is annotated as platelet derived growth factor d. Gene Ontology annotation, cellular component: membrane. Gene Ontology annotation, molecular function: platelet-derived growth factor receptor binding; growth factor activity. Gene Ontology annotation, biological process: positive regulation of cell migration; positive regulation of phosphatidylinositol 3-kinase/protein kinase B signal transduction; positive regulation of cell population proliferation. The coding region runs from base 433 to 1527 and encodes 364 amino acids. Lineage: Eukaryota; Metazoa; Chordata; Actinopteri; Siluriformes; Pangasiidae. The record is from RefSeq and is a predicted model, not a curated record. The transcript is spliced from 7 exons.